AUGUCCAAAGUCAAAUCAAGCUCGCGCUCCAAACGGCCUGAGUAUAUCGAAACGGAGACUGGCAACCGUAUUUCGCGUGUCGGCUUGAAUCUCGUCAAUACCCAGAGCAUCAUCCUGGGUGGCAAGACCAUCAUCCAGUCGCACUGCACUAUCAGAGGGGAUCUACAACGCACACCUUCUGCGAAACUAGCUGUGACGAUUGGUCGAUACUGUCUGCUUUCCAAGGGGUGUACAUUGAAGCCUCCUAGCAAGCAAGUCAAGGGCGAACUUCAGUACUGGCCCCUCAAGCUAGGCGACUAUGUCCAUAUCGGUGAGGAAACGACGAUUGAAGCCGCAAACAUCGGCAGCUACGUGCACAUUGGCAAGCGUUGCCAGAUCGGCAACUUCUGUAUCAUCAAGGACGGCGUCUGGAUAGAGGAUGAAACAGUGCUUCCUCCAUUCAGUGUCAUUGCGUCACUGUCUUUUGUGAAAGGCCAACCUGGACUGGUCACGGAGGAAUUGCCCGAAAGCACGCUCGACGUCCUCGAAGCUCAAGCGAGGACCUUUUACGAGACUUGUAAGAAGAAGUAA
This is a messenger RNA of Protomyces lactucae-debilis, 570 nucleotides long. RefSeq names its product dynactin subunit p25. Bases 1 to 570 code for a protein of 189 amino acids. Lineage: Eukaryota; Fungi; Ascomycota; Taphrinomycetes; Taphrinales; Protomycetaceae. The record is from RefSeq and is a predicted model, not a curated record. The transcript has 2 exons.